AUGGAUAAUGCCAAUCUGUGGACUCGCCGAGCAAACUCUUCUAAACUGUCUUUGUCCAUGUCCGGAACAGACGGCAAGGACGGUGCCCGCGUUGACCUGCCCCGCUCAUCCAAACGAUUUGGUCCUGACAGCUCCCACGGCCGCUCCAAUCCAUUUAACGCAAUGUCCCCAAUGUCUACCGGUGUUUCGUCCCCCUCAACAAAUGCCUCAUCGGCUUUCGGCCUCGGCUCGGGGGCAUUCGCCUCAUUCGGUGCUCCCAAGACACCUGGCGGUUCUUCAGAAAUGUUGAAAACUCCGGGUGAGAAGCGCGAAUUCCUUGGUGAUCAUGAGGAUUUCUCUGGCGUCAAAGGACUGGUGCAGGAUUCAGUUUCUGGCCCCGGGGAUCAUCCGCUAAAGUCAACGUGGAUUGUCUGGUACCGUCCGCCCACACCAAAGUACUCCGACUAUGAAAAGUCGACAGUGCCUCUUGCCUCGAUGUUCUCAGUAGAGAGCUUCUGGGCUGUUUAUUCGCAUCUAAAGCGCCCUUCGUUACUGCCUACUGUUUCAGAUUACCAUAUUUUCAAAAAGGGUAUUCGACCUGUUUGGGAGGACGAGGCCAAUAAGCGUGGUGGAAAAUGGAUUGUGCGGCUGAAGAAGGGUGUUGCUGAUCGGUACUGGGAAGAUCUAUUGCUGGCGAUGGUGGGUGACCAGUUUGCAGAGGCUGGAGAUGAGGUCUGCGGUGCUGUACUGAGCGUGCGGGGUGGCGAGGACGUGUUGAGUGUAUGGACACGGAUUGACGGUGGCCGGAACAUCAAGAUCAGAGAAACUAUUAAGCGUCUGCUCGCCUUCCCAGCCGACACCAACAUUGUCUGGAAGAGUCACGAUGACAGCAUCGCUCAACGCUCUGCCAUUGAUCAAGCUCGUCAAGAGAAAGCAGCUUCUAACCCUGGAGCUCACCUAAGCAAUGAGCGCCGGCGCACCGGCCAUGAAGACUCGGAGAAAGUCAAGGGCUCCGCAGCCUUAUAA
This is a messenger RNA of Penicillium angulare, 1005 nucleotides long. RefSeq names its product eukaryotic translation initiation factor 4E. Gene Ontology annotation, cellular component: eukaryotic translation initiation factor 4F complex; cytoplasm. The record is from RefSeq and is a predicted model, not a curated record. Gene Ontology annotation, biological process: translational initiation. The coding region runs from base 1 to 1005 and encodes 334 amino acids. Gene Ontology annotation, molecular function: translation initiation factor activity; RNA 7-methylguanosine cap binding. The transcript has 3 exons. NCBI's taxonomy places the organism in Eukaryota, Fungi, Ascomycota, Eurotiomycetes, Eurotiales, Aspergillaceae.